AUGAUAAAUGAGCAAGGAACUAGCAAUAAUGAAGCACCGGUAGCUGCGAAAGCUAAGGAGCUCUUAAAGGGGAAAGGGGUGCAGGCAGAGGAGACCCUUGACAAAGAGGACAGGAAAGAAAUAUCCGAGGAAGAAGCUUGCGAAUUUUUGAAAUUCAUACAGCAAAGCGAGUACAAGGUGGUGGAGCAAUUGAAUCGUAUGCCUGCCCGGAUCUCCCUGUUAGAAUUACUUAUGCAUUCAACCUCUCAUAGAAAGCUGCUGAUGAAGAUACUUAGUGAGGCCCAUGUGGAGCAAGGUAUUUCCCUGAACAAGUUUGAGGGCAUUGUUAGUAACAUCACUGCUAAUAAUUACCUUACCUUCACCGACGAGGAAAUACCUACUGAGGGGAGAGGGCAUAACAAGGCUCUCCAUGUCUCCGUGAAAUGCUUGAACCACGUCAUAGCACGCGUUCUUAUAGACAAUGGCUCUUCCCUGAAUGUCAUGCCGAAAACGACGCUAGAGAAGCUACCUUGUGAUGGGAUGCAUAUAAAGCCAAGCUCCAUGAUUGUAAGGGCGUUUGAUGGUAGUAAGAGGGAAGUAAUGGGGGAAAUAGAACUGCUGGUCCAAGUGGGCCCAUGUGUUUUUCAGAUAACUUUCCAAGUCAUGGAUAUUCUUCCAGCCUAUAGUUGUCUAUUGGGUCGCCCAUGGAUCCAUUCUACGGGGGUUGUGCCUUCCACCCUGCACCAGAAACUGAAAUAUGUCAUGGGAAAUAAGCUGGUAAUAGUAUCCGGAGAGGAGGAUCUCCUUGUGAGUGGGCCAUCUUUUGCCCGCUAUAUUGAGGCCGCCGAGGAAUCUCUCGAGACGGCUUUCCAGUCAUUGGAAAUCGUGGGAAACGCUUAUGUGGAGCCAUUCCCAAUAAACCCGCAUCUGUCAUGCGCCUCUAUCAUGGUGGCCAAAGUCAUGCUAAAGGAAGGCUAUAAGUAUGGGGACGAUUUAGGCAAGUACGGACAAGGGCGAACAUUCCCAUUAGAGGUGGUUGAGAACAAAAGUAGGUAUGGCCUGGGCUACAAGCCCACCAAAGAGGAUAAAAAGAGGCUGAUUGAGGAAAAGAGAGAGCGCAGUCUGGCUCGUGUGGAGAGAUGGGAACCGAGGGCGAGGAAGAUUCACAUUUGUGAUAUCCAGAAGAGUUUUCGCAGCGCCGGAUGGGUGAACAUUAGUCAGAUAGCAGUCGUGGAAGAUGAAGAUAGAUCAGAAAGCUCAAACUUCGUAUAUGACAAUGAAUGUUUUGAAAAUAACAAUGUCGAUAUUCCUAAUUUUGAGCACCAUGUCGAUAAUACGGAAGAUGAUUAUGAAGAUGAUUCGAAACCCUCUCCAGAAUUAAUGAGAUUAGUGGAGCAAGAAUCUAAAGAAAUAAAACCUCACCAGGAAGGUGCUGAGAUACUCAACUUGGGAGAUAACGAUCAGAUAAAAGAGGUGAAAAUCGGUACUACCAUGAAAGAGGAAGUGAGAGAAAGUUUACGUGUCCUAUUAAAGGAGUUCAAGGAUGUUUUCGCUUGGUCGUACAAUGAUAUGCCUGGUUUGGAUACCGAUAUCGUGCAACAUAAACUCCCUCUUAAGUCGGAAUGCCUCCCGGUUAAACAGAAACUAAGAAGGAUGAAACCAAAAAUGUCCUUGAAAAUCAAGGAAGAGGUGCGAAAACAGUUUGAUGCAGGAUUUCUGGUCGUGGCAAGAUACCCACAAUGGGUGGCAAACAUUGUACCAGUGCCCAAGAAAGGUGGUAAAGUUCGAAUGUGCGUUGACUAUCGUGAUUUGAAUCGUGCAAGUCCAAAAGACAAUUUCCCACUACCGUACAUCGACACUCUAGUCGAUAAUACGGCCAAGUAUUCGCUAUUUUCAUUCAUGGACGGUUUUUCGGGAUAUAAUCAGAUCAAGAUGGUCCCUGAGGAUAUGGAAAAGACUACCUUUAUCACGCUAUGGGGAACAUUUUGUUAUAAGGUAAUGCCUUUUGGACUCAAGAAUGUUGGGGCAACAUAUCAAAGGGCGAUGGUGGCACUUUUUCAUGAUAUGAUGCAUAAGGAGAUUGAAGUGUAUGUGGAUGACAUGAUUGCGAAGUCUGAAUCGGAAGAAGAGCACAUUUUCAACUUGAGGAAAUUAUUUGAGAGACUGAGAAAGUUUAAACUCAGGUUAAACCCCGCCAAAUGCACAUUCGGAGUUAAAUCUGGAAAGUUAUUAGGUUUUAUUGUUAGCCAAAGAGGGAUAGAAGUGGAUCCCGACAAGGUGCGAGCGAUAGCAGAAAUGCCUGCGCCUAGGACAGAAAAGGAAGUUCGAGAUGAAGCCGGAAAAAGAGAGCAUGCCAUAUAUUAUCUAAGCAAGAAAUUCACAGACUGCGAAUGCCGAUAUUCGCCGUUAGAGCGAACUUGUUGUGCAUUAGCGUGGGCUGCUCAUCGUUUAAGGCAAUACAUGUUGAGUCACUCUACCUGGUUGAUAUCAAAGAUGGACCCUAUCAAGUAUAUUUUUGAGAAACCCGCUCUCACUGGAAGGAUAGCUCAGUGGCAGAUGCUAUUAUCAGAAUACGACAUGGUAUAUGUUACUCAGAAAUCUGUCAAGGGUAGUGCCCUGGCGGAAUACUUGGCUCAACAACCCAUUAGCGAUUAUCAGCCAAUGCAGUCUGAAUUUCCUGACGAAGAUAUCAUGGCCCUAUUUGAAGAAGGCAGAAAGGACCGAGACGAAGAAACAUGGACAUUACUUAUUUGA
Molecule: messenger RNA, 2733 nt
Organism: Vigna radiata var. radiata (mung bean)
Lineage: Eukaryota; Viridiplantae; Streptophyta; Magnoliopsida; Fabales; Fabaceae
Exons: 4
Coding region: 1-2733 (910 amino acids)
Molecular function (GO): nucleic acid binding
Source: RefSeq, a predicted model, not a curated record